Messenger RNA from Radiomyces spectabilis, 1621 nucleotides. RefSeq lists its product as uncharacterized. The record is from RefSeq and is a predicted model, not a curated record. Gene Ontology annotation, biological process: regulation of ribosomal protein gene transcription by RNA polymerase II. Gene Ontology annotation, molecular function: sequence-specific DNA binding; protein binding. Bases 153 to 1526 code for a protein of 457 amino acids. The transcript is spliced from 4 exons. Lineage: Eukaryota; Fungi; Mucoromycota; Mucoromycetes; Mucorales; Radiomycetaceae. Gene Ontology annotation, cellular component: nucleus.
GAAAAAAUCAUUAAAAGCGUUCCUUUUAUUCAAAUGAUGCAGCUAAUUUUAAAUGGAGAUUGUGAGCAAACAGCCGAUGAAAUACGAUAGAUACAAAAUGAUCUUUGGGAAAGAUGUCAUUCGUUUCUCUGUCAUGAACUUUUUUUUUCUUUAUGCCAUUUUUGGAAAUUCCGGAGAUAGCGAACACUCAGCACGAAUGGAAUAAUGAACUCCUUUGCAAAAGACGUCCACCUAUUUUGGCGGUAGGUUUUUUACCCUUGACGUUUAUGGAUAAAGAUACCACGCAGUCGGCUUCCUCUUCUUGGACGCGAUCUGAGCUGCAAAGCGGUCUUCAUCUGUUGACCGAUCUGGAACCCACCGUCAAAGUACGUACACCGUCGGUGCCUUCGGAUGAAAUACAGUAUUAUCCAAGGCUUACUGGAUCCAACUGGACCUGUUAUAUUACGGGGGAUUCUGCGGUGCUUGGACGUUCUACAGAACAGUCUACCCGACAGCGACGACCAGACGUCGACUUUGGUCCGUCCAAGUUGAUCUCGCGUAAGCAUGCAGAAAUACGUUUCAGCAGAUCACGAAAACGGUGGGAAUUGGUAAUUCACGGUGCCAAUGGAGUCACUGUGAAUUCGACAUUGAGAAAACCGCCUGUCAAGGCCAUCCCUCUUACGACUGGUUCAUUGCUAGAAAUCAAUGGUACUCGAUUCAUUUUCAUUUUACCUGCAGAAGCUCAAAACCGACGGCCAGACAGCACCAAGAGUUCCAAUGCAAACGCCACCGCUUCCGAAGCUAGCACACCGCAACAAUGUGUUGACGAAGAUAGCAGUACUUAUGAAUCUAUGAUUGCUGAGAUUCUUGAAUCUGCUGCUGACGGUGUCAAUACCAAAGAUAUUGCUGAAGCCAUGGCGCGACGUGGACCACAAGAGUUCACCGGUGGUAACUUGGCUCCCGUAUUACAAAUCCUCGCUACCAGUUCAAAGUUUGAACUCGCUGAAAACUCGCUUGACAUCCCUGCCGAUCAAGCUGAUUCCAUCGUUUGGCGAUUGAAGCAUGCAUCACCGUCAUCGACCCAACAAUCUACAUCCAAAACAGAAUCCAUUGCAGCCACACCCAAAUCGGUUGCCACCGAUCCACUCACAGAUACUGCCAGCAUGGACGAUUCCAUAAAACCAUCCUCUUCCCAUGUCACUUCCUCCUUUGAACCAACCAGCCCCAAAGCCGACAGCCCGGCAUCGUAUUCUGACAACGUUCCGGAAACUGAAUCCGUCGACGAACCUUUGUCCAGCGAACCGACACCAACUCUCAGUACGCCGUCACCCACGUUGCGAAAGAGAAAGGGUCUUACUGUUGAAGAAACUUAUAUGGUAUGGUUGCAGUUGCAGGAACGGCUGGGACCGAGCAUCAAACGGACAAAAACCACUCAACAUCAAGACCCCGUAACGCCGACUAUGCCAUUAAACAGUGAGUGCUCUCUGAAUAACAAAAUGACAAGGAAUGAAAUGGGACCACCAAUUGACCUCGGUCUUGUAACAUAGAAAAUGCGUGGAGUGAAUUACGCACGACCGACUUCAGCGCGAGGUUGGAGGUGCUGGAAUAACCUGGGAACGCGCAGCAUUCUCCGAAAAUAGCC